AUUAGCAGCCCUAAAAAACUCUUGCGAAGCUAUGUCUUUAGGAGUUACAUCAGCUAUCAGCACUGCUGAAGCGAAACCAUUGGAUAUAAAGCUUAGUAAAGAUCUUGAAGAUGUGUUACAAAGAUUUGGUGUAUUCGAGUCAAUUAAUGAACUGAACAAACGAAACACUGUUACCCAACAACUGGAUGACAUAUCAAAGCAAUGGAUCAUUGAUAUUACUAUACAACAAGGUAUACCCAGGAUGUAUGCUGAGAAAGUUUGUGGUAAAAUUGUCACAUUUGGAUCCUACAGAUUAGGAGUUCAUUCCCAAGGAACUGACAUAGAUUUGCUGCUUGUUGCACCACGGAAUGUCACCAGAAUUGAUUUCUUUACAGCAUUCUUCCAACUGUUGCAGAGUCAACCUAAUGUUUCCAACUUAAGGGCUAUUGAAGAAGCAUACGUGCCAGUCAUAAAAUUCAACUUCGAUGGAAUUGAGAUUGAUUUGUUGUUCGCAAGACUAACACUAAAAUCGAUACCAGAUGACCUCAAGUUGGAUGAUGUCAACUUGCUGAACUACAUCGACGAAAAGUGUUUAAAGAGUUUGGAUGGUUGCAGAGUAACAGAGGAUAUUCUGGCUCUAGUUCACAAACCUGACAGUUUUAAAAUGGCAGUCAGAGCUGUAAAACUUUGGGCAAAACGUAAAGGUAUUUACAGUAACAGUCUAGGCUACCUCGGUGGCGUUUCCUGGGCUAUCCUAAUGGCUAGAGUCUGUCAGAUGUAUCCAAAUGCUGCACCUGCCACUUUAGUUCGCAAAUUCUUCCUUGUUUUCGAUCAGUGGAAGUGGCCUGUCCCGGUUAUGUUACGUUACCCUGAAGAUAUACACUCUGGUGACUUGCAGCUACCUGUGUGGGAUCCCAGGGUUAAUCCCUCUGACAGGGCCCACGUCAUGCCUAUCCUUACACCAUCCUACCCUCAACAGAACUCAGCGUUCAACGUUACUACUAGUACUGAGAAUAUCAUAUCUCGGGAGAUCAAAAUAGGUCAACGUAUAUGCGAGUACGUAUUUUCUGGUAAAGCGGACUGGAAUUCCCUCUUCGAACCCUCAGACUUCUUCCACAGAUACAAGCACUACAUUAUCAUACAAGCUAUGGGUGCUGACAAUAAAGAGCAUCUAGAGUGGAUAGGAUUAGUGGAAUCUAAGAUAAGGAUCCUUGUAGAAGACUUGGAGCGAUGCCAAUACAUUGAGUCUGCCCACAUUAACCCCACUGGCUACACUCACGUGGAUAAGGAGCUCUACCCCUUUACUACACAGUGGUUGAUAGGAUUGAGGAUUAAGAUACCCACAGAUACGAGCCAGACCACAACUCUAGAUAUGACAGAACCAAUCCAGCGCUUUGUUGAUGUCAUCUACCUGAAACAAGCAGGAAACAAAUCCCCUAUAACAAAGUCAAUGAGAGUAAAAGCAAAUCACGUGACCAAGAGACUGCUCCCCCUGUACAUUUCACAUUCCAUUUUGAUAGAAGGUAGGGAAAAAGGGGUAAAAAGAAAAGCAAAUAACUUAUAAUGGGAGACUCGACCAAACUCGACCCAUGGCGGGGGAUACUGAUAUCUGGAUAUUAUCCGGUUGGAAGAGACAAGGACAAGUGAAACAAGGAAGUUAGGAGUAAGGGCAAAUUUUCGGCGUCAACGCCAUCUUCAGGCUCAAAUUAUUUGUUAUAUAGUAGUGUUGAAAGUAUUAAUACUUUCAACACUACUAUAUAACAAAUAAUUUGAGCCUGAAGAUGGCGUUGACGCCGAAAAUUUGCCCUUACUCCUAACUUCCUUGUUUCACUUGUCCUUGUCUCUUCCAACCGGAUAAUAUCCAGAUAUCAGUAUUUCAAUCAUGAGACUAAUAAACAGCGAACUACUCCGUUAUUUGAUAUGGCGGGGGAUGAUAAGGUCAGAAUCGUACGGAACUUAGUACCUGAUCCCCCGCCCAUGGUGGAAGCAACCUUGCUCCUUUAUCAAUUAAUUAAGUGAAAUAUAUUUGUAUAUUAAAUUGGAUUUUCUGGCCUAGUGUUCAUCUGAUAUGAAUAUAGAUAUAGCCACUAGCCAGUUAACCAACUGAACAAGAAUGUUUUUUAUACUUUUGGUUAAACAGAAAGCGGCAUUUUUGAUGCCGGAUUUUGAUGCCGGAUUAUUUUUUAAAGUAUGUUUUAAACUAAUUUGUUUGAACUUGAACUGGAAUUUUCACUGCCGGGAUUUUAAGUUGUUCACUGUGAUUGACAAAAUUUCAAGUUAUUUUUAGUAAUUAAUCAUUCCAUUAAUUUGACUAUUGUUUUUAUAUACCGUUAAAAUGAUUUUAAAAUGA
This is a messenger RNA of Bolinopsis microptera, 2329 nucleotides long. RefSeq names its product poly(A) polymerase gamma-like. Gene Ontology annotation, cellular component: nucleus. The transcript is spliced from 15 exons. Gene Ontology annotation, molecular function: poly(A) RNA polymerase activity; RNA binding. Lineage: Eukaryota; Metazoa; Ctenophora; Tentaculata; Lobata; Bolinopsidae. The record is from RefSeq and is a predicted model, not a curated record. The coding region runs from base 32 to 1543 and encodes 503 amino acids.